This is a messenger RNA of Xyrauchen texanus (razorback sucker), 10105 nucleotides long. Its product is annotated as protocadherin-1-like. Gene Ontology annotation, cellular component: plasma membrane. The transcript is spliced from 5 exons. Bases 594 to 4229 code for a protein of 1211 amino acids. NCBI's taxonomy places the organism in Eukaryota, Metazoa, Chordata, Actinopteri, Cypriniformes, Catostomidae. Gene Ontology annotation, molecular function: calcium ion binding. Gene Ontology annotation, biological process: homophilic cell-cell adhesion. The record is from RefSeq and is a predicted model, not a curated record.
GCGCGAGCCACAGCGUCCGCUGUAACGUCCACAAAACAUUGAACUGAGGGAAACUGAUGAUGAGAGCAAGCGCACUGGACACUACCGGACAUAGUCUUGGAAGAUUUUUUCUUUUUUUUUCUUCUUUUUUUUUCUCUCCACUUUACUCUCACGCAGGCAUCCGUCACAAACUGACUGACUGGUUGAAGACAGCAAGUUUUGGAGGAUGUUGUCCGUGUAGCCGUGUGGAAUUUGAUGUUUCGGGAUGCUGUGAGCCCGGUCCGGAGUAGCGCUGGUUCGGGGUUUCCUUUCGUGCGCAAAGAGAGGACACUUCAUUCUGAUGUGCGUAACUACCAGCAGCCAAGUUACGCGCUCGUAUUCACAGACGCGAGAGAGACUUCUCGCUACAUUUUAAGUGGAACCUUAGUGUAUUUUAAGCUGACAGCGGGAAAGGGGGCUGUUUUGUUGUAUUGACGGAACUGCGCUGGUGCUGAAUUUUGGAUAUCCAAAGCGCUUGACUUGAGGUGAGGAAAGGAACACGGCUCUCGCUCCGACUCCAUCUCUCAAGACAAUUAACUGAGAGGAGUAAUUACACUUUAAGCAACAGACUGACAAUGUUCCAGAGUGCCAGUGCGAUGUGGUCACAGUGGAGAGCCAUGAUAGUGUGGAUUGUGCUUUUCCUCUGUUGCUCUGCUAGUGUAGUCAACACCAUCAUCUACCAGGUGACUGAGGAACAGCCACCCAACACUCUGAUUGGCAGCUUGGCAUCUGACCAGGGCCUGCCAGACACUGGUCACCUUUACAAACUUGAAGUGGGUACUCCUUUCCUUCGUGUGGAUGGCAAAACAGGGGAAAUCUACACCACAGAGACCCCAAUCGAUCGUGAGACUCUCAAGGACUGUCGCAACCUUUUCGAGGGUGAUCCUUGUUUCUUGGAAUUCGAGGUGUCUAUUACAGACCUGAUGAAAGGCACUGGACCUCGGCUUAUCGAAGGCCGCAUCGAGAUCCUGGAUGAGAACGACAACACACCUCAGUUCUCUUCACCCGUCCUGACAUUGUCAAUCCCAGAGAACACACAUGUUGGUGCACUUUUUGCAAUUCCGAUGGCCAGUGAUAAGGAUUCUGGAAGCAAUGGCAUUGCUGAUUAUGCACUAACGACUGGCCCUGAAGCUGCCAACCUUUUCAGCCUGCAGGUGGCACAAGACUCUGAUGAAAAAUUGCCACAACUCAUUGUAUUGGGUAACCUGGACAGAGAGCAGCGAGAUUCAUAUGACCUCAGCAUAAAAGUGGUUGAUGGUGGCUCCCCACCUCGCCAGAGUAGUGCCCUGCUCAGGAUCACCAUUGCAGAUGCCAACGACAAUGUGCCCAAAUUUGAGAAGUCACACUACGAGGGUGAGCUGCCAGAAAACAGCCCAGGUGGUCAUUCUGUUUUGCAAGUGAAGGCCAAUGACUCUGACAUGGGGCCCAAUGGAGAGGUGACCUACAGCAUUCAUCAGGCAUUACCAGCAGUCCAAAGGCUUCUAAGCAUUGACCGCAACACAGGUACAAUUUUUGUCAAAGGCACAGUGGAUCGUGAAGAAAUUGGCAUGCUCAAAUUCUAUGUCCAGGCUAAAGACAACGGUCCCCAAUCCAAGAGCUCCAAAGCCCUUGUGACCAUCACAGUUAAAGACCAGAAUGACAAUGAACCCUUAAUCAGAAUCCGGGGCAUUGGCCUUGUAACGCAUGAAGAUGGUGUGGCUAACAUAUCUGAGGAUAUGCCUGUUGGCACAGCUGUGGCUCUAGUGGAAGUAUCUGAUCAUGAUGAGGGUGAGAAUGCUGUUGUGACCUGCGUUGUUGCAGGGGAUGUCCCAUUCCAGCUGCGCUCAGCUAGCGAAACAGGAAAUGACCGAAAGAGGAAGUACUUCCUCCAGACAACCACACUUCUGGACUACGAGCAGAUCAAAGACUACAAGAUCGAAAUUGUUGCAGUAGACUCUGGCAACCCUGCUCUCUCCAGCACAAACUCUCUGAAGGUGCAAGUGACAGACAUGAAUGAUAACUCCCCAGUCUUCUCACCCUCGUUGUAUGAGGUGGAAUUUGCAGAGGAGAACCAGCCAGGUGACAAGGUUCUUGAUGUAAUAGCCACAGAUGCAGACAGUGGGACUAAUGCAGAGAUGACGUACAGUAUAACUGGUGGAUCAGUCCCAGAGGGUCUUUUUGAAAUUAACCCUAACACGGGAGAAGUUCGAGUCAUGAGCCAGUUGGACCGUGAAGAGUUAGAUCACUAUCAAUUUCUAGUUGCAGCUGUUGAUAAAGGUGUGCCAAGCUUGAGAGGAACAGCCACUGUUGUUGUGAAGGUGCUCGACAGGAAUGACAAUGAUCCUAAAUUCAUGCUGAAUGGUUAUAGCUUUUCAGUCCAAGAGAACAUGCCACCUCUUAGUCCUGUUGGAAUGGUAACAGUUAAUGAUCACGAUGAGGGCGAGAAUGCUCAUGUUCAACUCUCUGUAGAACCAGACAGUGGCAAGUUUAUGAUUCAAAAUGGAACAUACACCAUCCUUUCAACCAUUUCCUUUGACAGGGAAAGGGAAAGCACCUACAGUUUUCGACUUAAAGCUGUCGAUGGUGGUGACCCACCACGUUCCUCUUAUGUUGGCAUUACCAUUAAUGUUCUUGAUGAGAAUGACAACGCUCCAUACGUCACCAAGCCCUCCAACUCCUCAUAUAAGUUCUUGGAUCCCCGGACGAGCCCGGAAACUCACAUAGAACACGUUGAGGCAGAAGACAUUGACAUUGGUUUAAAUUCCGAACUGGAGUUCAGUAUCACAGGGGGUAAUCCCCAUGGAUUGUUCCGUAUCUCUUCAGAAGGUGAGAUUACAUUAGCUAAAGAGUUCACACCCAAACACAUUGGUCUCCACCGCUUAGUGGUAAUGGUUAAGGACAGGGGCUCGCCACCACGCCAGACAACUGCACUGGUUCACAUCUAUGUGAAUGAGACUAUCGGCAAUGUCUCCCAUGUUGAAGGACUUGUUGGACACAGUCUGUAUACACCACUAGAAAUGGACAUUGCUGGGGAUCCUGAUUAUUCUCGGGACCCACAUAGUAACAUUCUCUUUGGAAUCUUGGGUGGCUUUUCAGUAGUCAUUCUAAUAAUUGUGGUGGCAAUGGUUAUCCGGCAUGUCGUGCUAAAGGAGAACAAAAGUGGCUACCAGGCAGGCAAGAAGGAGACCAAAGACCUCUAUGCCCCCAAACCAGGGCCUAAGAGUAACAAGAACAAGAAGCCUAAGAAAAACAAAGCUCCAAAGCCUGCCAACCCAUCUGAAGAAGACGAGGGGGCAAGUCUUCAGAAAGGCUUAAAUUUCAACCUCAUAAAUGAUAGUGUCAAUGAUAGCCCUAGAAUUCAUCUGCCACUCAACUAUCCCCCUGGGAGCCCAGACCUAGGGAGACACUAUCGGUCUAAUUCUCCUCUGCCAUCAAUUCAGCUACAACCUCAGUCACCAUCUGCCUCAAAGAAACACCAGGCAGUGCAGGACCUGCCAGCCACCAACACCUUUGUAGGAACUGGCGACAACAACUCAACAGGCUCAGACCAGUAUUCGGAAUACAGCUACAAGGCCAACCCUCCAAAAUAUAGCACCAAACAGCUUCCGCAUCGUCGAGUGACCUUUUCCACAGCCAAUCAGGCGCAAGACCUACAGGAUCCCUCUCAGCACAGUUACUAUGACAGCGGCCUGGAUGAGUCAGAGACACCCAGCAGUAAGAGUUCUUCAGGGCCCCGUAUCGGGCCCCUGGCCCUUCCCGAAGACCACUACGAGCGCACCACUCCCGACGGCAGCACUGGAGAGAUGGAACACCCUGAGAAUGAUCUGAGGCCUCUUCCUGACGUGGCCAUGACGGGAAAAUGCACACGCGAGUGUACAGAAUUUGGCCACUCUGAUUCCUGCUGGAUGCCCGGGCAGCCCUCACCGAACCGCACCAAGGGUGCCAAGAGCGGGCCCAAGCUCUCCACCUUUGUGCCUUACCAGGAGAGAGAGGGUCAGGAGCAUCUUUUUGGUGACAGCAGCUCCAAGCCUCUGGGAGAGGAGCGGAAUGGAAGUGGGAGCAAUAAAGUUGCCAGCAUUCGCUUUCUGCCACCCUACACUAGUGCCUAUUCUGCAGGUGGCGACGCCGGCAAGGACUGCCCGCUGGAAGAGAUCCCCUUAAGUCAUACAGCCGACUACGCCCCUGCUACUACACCCUCUAGCCAAGGCUCCAAAAGAGAAAUCUACCUGUGAAACACCUGUUGUUCGCCUGGGUUCGGUUCCACAUUUGAUCCAAUUUACUUGUGAUCAGUAAUGCCUGUGAAAGGAUAAAAGGCCUUGUUGUCAAAACACCUGAAAAAAUCUACUACACCACAAGACCCCAAUUUACACAGACUGUCAUAACAUGCAUCUCCAAUCCCCUCAGCCAUAAGCCUAAUGGCUGACACAACACAGCUAGAGACCUUCUUCAAAACCCUUCAGGGUUUAAUACAACCCUUUGUAUUGUUAGAGGCUCUGGAAGCCAAAUAGACAGAUGAAAGAAGAAAAUAAUCAGAAAAAAAGAAAGAAAAUAAAAACAAGUUUUGUGAAUAAAACAUGAAGAACACAACCCUGUGCAAACUUCUAUUGAAUGAAUGUAUGGACAACUUUAAAGUGAACUUUGUGAUAAUUUAAUGUCAAGGGUAUAUUCCUAUUGGAUUUAGAUCAUUUUUUUUUUUUUUUUGUUAUAUAUAUAUAUACACACACACACACACACAAGUAUAUAUAUACAGAUAAUACUUCUGAUUCAGACUGUAGUUAUGCAUACCUAUACACUGAGCUACACAUACAAAUAGUAGCACAUUUUGUUUAUUUCUUUUUGUUUUUCUGUGUUUGAAUGUGUGUGUACAGUGUGUAUCCUCAAAUAAGAACUUUUGAACCCCAGAAGAACUGGCAAACCAAAUUUUGGUGAUCCAAGGGGGAAAUACGUUUUCACUCACUUUGCUGAAGAGAAAACAUAUUCACAUUUCUGUAAGCACUGAAGGGUAAAUGUUUCUUACAUUUGUCUUUUUCAUAGAAUCUCUUUUCUUAAUGUACAGUGAUGUAAAUAGUACACGAUUAUGAAGGAACAGUUUUGAUUUUCCAAUGAUUUAACUGUACAGAACUUCAAAGCUCUGGAUUCCUUCUUGUUGAUAGUAGAAGAGUACUUUCUUCCCUGUUAGUAAAUGAAGAAUAACAUUUUGGACCACAGAAUGCUGAAGAUAAUCCACAGUAGGAAACUCAGCUGUCUAACUACACAGGACUCGAGUGAACAUAGAAUUUGGGGCGAAAUGAAGUGAAACCAAUGGAUUGCAGAAGGUUUAUGUGAUAUGAUUUGUCAGAUUUGAAAAGUUGCCAUUACCCAUGAUGGGCUUCAUCAGUUCCCAACGGAGGCCUUGUGGAAGCAUAGCUGGCUCUCACAGUGACUGUUCCCUGUAACACUCCUAUACUUCAUCAGAAGACUGUGGUGGAAUCUUGAGUAACAACGUUUCACCAUAAACACUGAAAUGUGCAAUAUCCUACUCGUUUUCUAACAUGCCAAACUCUGUUGUGUAAAUGUGUGGUUGUGCCAGAGAUGCUUUGAGCUCUGCUCUAUAGUGGGUCUUACCCUAACAGAAAUGAAUGUGCUCAAGAGGUAGAUGAGUUCAAAAAUAGUGACAUUAGAGCAUUUCUCUCAGAAAAUAUGGGUUUGACCACCUUCAAGUUGUAUUCAACAAAUCUAAUAUACUCUAGGAUCUCGGGAUUCUUUUUUAAGUGUGCUUUGAGUAUAUGGCAUUACAAGACUUCUGCAGUGAGUUUAGAGACAAGAGUUUAGCUUGCCUUCGUUGUGUUAACGUAUUACUGCAAAACCCCACUGGCCUAAAUGGGGUGGUUUCCUGAGUCGUGAUAAUUUACACAUUUGAAAGCGGGGUCUUUCAGGAAGAGUUUACAGGAAGUUAAUUUAGGGCUGCUAUUAAUAGCGGCUGACAGUAACAGGGAUUGCUUUGGGUGCAAUCCAGGUCAGCGAAAGCUAAAAUGAGCAUUAGAGGCCUGAGCUACACACAAUAAGUGCACUAUAAUUUACACCAUGUCACACAGUUAAGUCACCACUUAAAACUGAACCUUGAAGUAAAGCCAGAUUUUGCUGUUAGCUCUGCAGAUGUUGAUGCAACACAGGUUUACAGCGCACAGGGAUGUGCUGAGGUGUCUGUUUGGAGUUUAAUAUUUAAUUAAAAAAAUUACCCAACACUUAAGGCUGGUGUGUCAAGUGUGUCAGGUGAGAGCUACGUUUAAUGUGACACUUUAAGCAUUGCACUUCCUUUCAUAAGUGUGGAUUUAAUUAGUUCACGGCUGACUCCUUGUUUGAGCACUGGCAGAACAACAAUGGAUUACUAUGAAGUCCCUCUUAAGUAAACAAGACAUUUUUCCCUUUGACAGAUUCUCUGGUCCCUGUAUGCCCCGAUGUCACCUUUGAAUAAGCAUAGAGGAGCUCAACGCAGCCUUAGGCAGACUACAGGAGAAAUCAAGAUUCAUUGCUUGGUCUGUCCCCCCAAAAUAAAAGUGCAUGUUUGGGCACAUCAACUCUCUCAAUGGUCUUGUUAGGGUCUUAAAGGGAUAGUUCACCCAAAAAUUAAAAUUCAAUUAUUUACUCCAAGAGCAUUUGAUUUUCUUUCUUCUGCAGAACAUAAAGUAGACCUUUUGAAAUGUGUAGUAGGCGUAUUAUCCAUGCAGUUAUAAACAAUAGCGAGCUUUCAAGCUUCAAACAUAAAGCAAAAAACCAUAACAUACGACUGGUGUGACCAUCGAGUCUGGAACCGUCUGAUUUGUAAAUGAAUGAUUCAGACUGAUUUUUUUAACUGGAUCAACAGAUUUAUAGAAAAUAUCCAAAAGAACAAUUCACUCAUGUAUACAACCUUGUUAUUACUUGCAAGAACUCCCAUUGAAUAACAACUUACAUUUUGGCCUGUUCUUCAUACAAGACUCUUGUAUGGCUUCAGAAGGCAUAGUGUUGUAUAUAAUUUUUUUAUAAAAAAAUUAAUUAUUUAUCAGAGAUUUGCCCGAAGCUGAAUACAAUUUACGGAAAGAUUUUUUUUUUUUUUGUAUAGAUUAUCCAAGAAUUACAUGGAUAACGUGACAUUUUAAAUAAACAUAUCCACAAUGACAAUGAAUUUACAAGUCUGUGAAGCCAAUUUUCUAAUCUAUAUUUUCCACUUUUUGAAAUUUCAAUGUUAAUGUAUCACAAGAUUCACACGUAAUUAUUCCCAAGUAUUCAAUUAUAAACCAACUUGAGCGUGAUUUUAAAUUCCUGACUUGAAGUGAUGAUUCUGAGCGGAGUUCAUCUGUCCAUCUCCUAAAGUGGACCACAUUUAUAACCACAUCAGCGAUUAAGGUAAUUAUCUGGUUAAGAUUUUAUUUAAAAGUUAUUUAUUUAGAAGUUAAAAUGCUUCAUAAAGGGUUAAAAGCUUCAUUGAGUGUCAGUCUUGUAUCAGUACUCUUAUCAGUCUUAGUCUUAGAAUAUCCCUGCACAUGUGAAAAACUAAAGAAGUAAAGCUCAUUCUUCAAGAAAAAAAAGAAUAACAUAAUUCUAUUAAAUAAUAAUAUAAUAAUAAUUUAUAUCAUAUAUAAUUAUAUAAUAUACAGACACACACACACACACAUACAUAUAAAUCAACAUUUUAUUAAAACUGUAGUAUGGCUAUUUUAUUUAAUUUUGAUACAGCCCCUGCCCACAUCUGUUUCUAUCCAAAUACAGAUACAGAUAUUUAUUUUUUAGUGUGAACUAUCCCUUCACAUUUUGAGUUUUGUUCCCUUCAUUGCACACAUCUGUAUGGUGGUCUUCCAGUUAUUUUAAACUUUCCAGCUACUACUGACCUCAGAGCGGUUUUCUGCAGUGACAAACAGAAGCGGCUUGAGCUGCAUGAACCCAAACGCUGCAUGACAGUUAGACAGUCACUCGCUUCCACCGCGAAAACCUGGAGUUUAUCCCUGGAGAGCAACUGUCACCGAUACUGCUAGGUCAAAUCAUUCUGAGCUUGUGUGCGCUACUCUGUGUGAGCAUGUUCAUCUUUGUGUGCACACCUGUGUAGUGUCACUGUGUAGAUACAUGCAGAGAUUCGCUUACUACUAUUAAAGCAAUCAAUUGUCAUGCCCUAUGAGUUUAUCUUCACUAUGUGCUUGAAAUUUCAAUGCCCAAAUUGUGUCGUGGCAUAGCAUUGAAUGAUUUGGCUUGUGCUGUGUGAAACAUUGGGCACUAUAAUGCAGAUAUUUUAAGGAAAACAUUAUGACAAACAACAUGUCUUUUUAACAUCUUAAAAAUCUUAACAGGGCAAAAAGAAAGCAAGGGAAAAUUGUAUAAGGGGGACAGAUAGUCCACUGGCUUUUUCCACUGUACUGCAAUUGUAGCUGUUAGUUUAAUAUUUGACGGCAAUAUAUUUUACUCUUCAGUGGCAUAUGAUCGAUUUUGAAGCUUAGGUAGUUUCUUAACUCAAAGGGACCAGUGUUAAAUGAAGUCCCAUCUGUGGCUCCGAAUCUUUCAAAGUUAACUUGUUUUUUUUUUGUUUUUUUGUUUAAUGUUUAGUUUUUGAAAAUUGAAAACAUUGUCAUUUUUAACUGUGAUCUAUUGAUAUUUCAUACCAAACAUAUUCAUUAGUAUUUUUCUUCCCUUUUUAAGCUCUUUAUAGUUAUACAAUCCACUCAACCCUGUUAGGCAGUUUUGUUUUCUGCAAUACAAAUGUGUGCUGCUUUCUCUCUUGUAUUAAACAUUCACAUUGCUAUUUACACAUGUAUUGAUAUUUGUAUUAUUAUAAUUAUUUUUUUUUAAAUCAUGUCCUUCAACAGCACGCUUAUGAGCAUAGUGUAAACCAUCUCUUUUUUUAGCCAACAUCUUUUGUUUUAUGUAUUUUCACAGCAUUAUUCUUCUUUGGGUAUUUGACCACCUUCUGACCAGGCUCAGCAAUCUGCAGAAUUUUUUGCAAAAUAUGCCGAUUUCCAGGGAAUGGAUUUAAACAUGGUAAAAAAACAAAAGUGUUCAACAGAGCUUAGAGAACUCUUCUUGUUAGAGUUCUUCAUAGUAGCCAACAUAUGUAAUAAAAGAGCAUGUAUGAGGCAGGGGAGCUUUUUGAAUGAUGGUCGUUCCAGUUUUGUGGACAUCUAUGGAACUUUCUGUGGAAUUCUGUGGGUACAGAUUCUGUGUGGGUCUGCUCAUGACAUGACUCACCAACUGUAUAAUUUUAUUUUACUGUAAGAUCUAUUUCAUUUUUGCUGAAUUGUGCAUUUAAUUACAUGUAAAUCAAUCAAAUCCAAUGUGAAUUAAGAAUCAAUGUUUUGCUUUAUACAUGGACUCAUUUUUGUGGAAAGCCGCCUGCUGCAUUUGUCUAGGUAUUAGGAGUUAUGAACGAAUAUGUCAUAAGGUUGUAAUUCCGCCAUGCAUAGUAAGGGUCACCAUGCAUCUCUGAGCAUAAUAGUAGAGAGUAAACAGCAUCAUUCUAUCCCUGGAAAAACAUUCCAAAUGAAACCAGUCGUUUAUUUUGCGAAGUGUUGGUUGAGUGGCUUCAUUACUUUGACUUUGGCACUGAACAACCACCUUUAAAUAUAUAAUUAUAGGAAGUACAAGUUUGUAGUCUAUGUGUGUUGGUUAUAUUUAUAUCGAAACGCUUGUGAUGCCUUGUUUUCUUUGUACAGUUUUAUGUACAUGCUAAUAAUGUGGCUUUUUUAAAAAGAACUAAAAAAAAACAUGUUGAAAAACAAAUCUAAACUGUAAAAUAUUUUUCAAAGUAGAGUAUGUUAGAAUGGGAGUUUUUGGAAUGUUGGGUGCACAGAAUUGGUGUGCCCUUGUCUACAAUUUCAUCAGUUACUAUUCACUGGCUUCUUCUGGUCUAUUUUCAAGUUUUACUGUCUCAUUUUUAUUAGUCUUAUUUUUUCCUGCGUUCUGUUACUUUUGCAGAACAGUAGCUUUUGAAGAGUUUCGGCCCUUAUUUGUUCCAUUAUUUUCUUAUCGACAUUCGCAUGUUAAACACAAAGAAACACAAAAAAAAAAAACUGUUGUCUUUUAUUUUUGCUGAGCAAAUCAAAGAAAUAAUAUCUUGUAAGUACUCCUUCCUUAUAGCUUUACAAUAAAAUACAUUCAGUAAAAA